Molecule: messenger RNA, 1724 nt
Organism: Engraulis encrasicolus (European anchovy)
Lineage: Eukaryota; Metazoa; Chordata; Actinopteri; Clupeiformes; Engraulidae
Product: polycystin-1-like protein 3
Exons: 4
Coding region: 80-949 (289 amino acids)
Source: RefSeq, a predicted model, not a curated record
CCUUAAAAGCUGCCUUGAUGCCACUGCUGCAAUGUGACUUUGUGUCAACUGUGUGGUGGUAGCAGCUAAUAACAGCUGGAUGAUGUGGGGUGCAAAUGGAAAGCGGUACAGCCUAAUGCUGCUAUUUGUAGCCAUUGCCUCCUAUGACCUUGGGCUUGCAAAUGGGCUCCAUGAUCCUGGUAGAGGUCCUGACCAAGGCCAGAAGACCCAAAGUGUCAGCAACAGCAUUCACAACAAGCCAUCCACCAGCAGCAACUCUGGCAUCAAGGGGGUUAUCCCUCAACAGCAGCAAACACAGGUCAUCAAAGAUGAACAGCAGGAAAUCAAAGAUGAAUCGCAGUCACCAGACAAAUCCAAACGACCAGUGGGACAGCUCUACGAUGACCAGAAGCCUCAGGCUGCGUCCAAAUCUGUGCAACAGACACAGCCAUCCUUGACAACACAGGCUACAGCCUCACCAAAGCAGCAGACCAAGCAACAGGAUGGUGGUAGUAUUCCUCAACAUGGCAAAUCCAAAACACCUGUGGCACAGAUGUAUGACGACCAGAAGCCUCAGGCUGCGUCCAAAUCUGUGCAACAGACACAGCCAUCCUUGACAACACAGGCUACAGCCUCACCAAAGCAGCAGACCAAGCAACAGGAUGGUGGUAGUAUUCCUCAACAUGGCAAAUCCAAAACACCUGUGGCACAGAUGUAUGAUGACCAGAAGCCUCAGGCUGCGUCCAAAUCUGUGCAACAGACACAGCCAUCCUUGACAACCCAGGCUACAGCCCCACCAAAGCAACAGACCAAGCAACAGGAUGGUGGUAGUAUUCCUCAACAUGGCAAAUCCAAAACACCUGUGGCACAGAUGUAUAAUGACCAGAAGCCUCAGGCUGCGUCCAAAUCUGUGCAACAGACACAGCAAUCCUUGACAACACAGGCUACACCAAAGCAGCAGACCAAGUAACAGCCCCUUACAGCAGGGCAUAAGUCUAAACACCAGCAGAAGCGGCAGCUCUACUCUCUCAGCUGAAGGCUGCUGCCAUCCAGAGCUGGACUCGAUGGAGGUGUUGAAUUGGACCAGUUGGAGCAUGGGGUCAGGAUUUGGCUGAUUAGCUUCGCCAAUUAGCGAAGCACUUCCUCGUCGCAAUUCUCACAAAUUUGCUCAUUUCCGACGUCACUUCGCUCAAAGAGGGUGGAUGUGAUUGGUGGGUGCGCAAGCUUGGUGUUGGGCACACAUACUGUAUACAGGUGUGUGGUUGGGCACGUCCAUGCAUCCAAUGCCCGUCUUCCAUAUCUUUCUGGUCAAUCAUUAAUGUGGCACGUAAUUGGCUAAUUGGAGUUAACUGUCGGCGGAAACGACUCCAUCUUUGAAGCUGAAAAAUUCGUUCAGUUUUGGCUGAAUUCACUGGUGUAGCAUUUCCCAUUGAAAUGACUGGAGGCGGGACUUAUUCACUCUCUCCAGUUCUUAUACUACCUCCAUGAGUUGGAGUCACUAUGACCUUUCCAGUUUCUCUAGUACUACACAUGGAUGUGUGCUGUACAACCCUGAGGCUUCAAGAUGCUUGCCUCAUUUUGUGUAGAUCAAAAUGAAUUGUGUCUUUGGAAUUGCCGUUAAGUGGUUUUUACUCCGUGUAGAUUGUGUAGCUGGAGGUUGGCUUGUCAAAUUCUAACGUGACUUUACUUUUUUGUCUCUCCAGGUCUUUUGUCAUUGAAGCUUCAAUAAAAUGUCUCCCAUUUCA